Penicillium malachiteum is the source of this 318-nucleotide messenger RNA. RefSeq lists its product as uncharacterized. NCBI's taxonomy places the organism in Eukaryota, Fungi, Ascomycota, Eurotiomycetes, Eurotiales, Aspergillaceae. Bases 1 to 318 code for a protein of 105 amino acids. The record is from RefSeq and is a predicted model, not a curated record. The transcript has a single exon.
AUGUCACGAAACAUCUCCCUCAAGCAUUUCCUCGAGUACCUCAAAGCCUUCAACGCAAAGGACUACAAUCUCCAACAUAGCUUCUACCAUAAAAAUGUCACUCUUGCGAUUCCCGAUCCCGAGAUUGGAACCCUCAUUGGCUCCAAUGGUAUCAUGAACCAUUAUGCCACAGUACACGCGAGCGCCAAAGAGACCGUCGUACCUAUGUUUGUUAUCAUGGAUGAGAAGAGAAUAUUCCUUAACAUGGAAGCCUACUUCUGCUAUACCAAAGCUACCGACAAGGCUGUUCAUAGUCAUAAGACGAAGCCGGGGAUGUGA